UGCGUUGAAUGCAAAUUUCAAUAAAUUGUCUGUGCUCAUCAGUUAAAAUAUUAGCAAGUAAAAACUUGACCCCUCAAAACUUCCAAGGAAGUAACUUAUUUAAUUUUUUUGAUCCCGUCAGGCAAUAUUAACUCAGAUUGUGAACAGCUCAGUGAUUAGCAUAUUCAAAGCUAAAACUUUCCAAAAAAAUCAAAUUGCUGACAAAAAAUACAAGCGUGCUAUCUUCAUUCUUUAUGUGUCCAGACUUAUUGUAAUACGGCAGUGAUGGAAUAGUGAUGUGAAUAUUUUCACAAAAGAAAGUAUACACACACUCAAAUGAAGUGCACGCCUGUAUUUUCAUUUCCAAUUCUAUUUUUGAGGAAAGUUUAUGAAAGCAUUAUUUUAAAUGUGGGCACUGAUGAGAUGGACUUCCUGUCGUAUCAAAUGCAUGUAAAAAUAACAACUGCUGAGUUUUUUUCACAACAUAAAGUAUUUGAAGAGAAAUGCUCAAUGCAUGUUGAUCAAAGCUUGCUGUUGAUUUGGCUCCAAUAAUGGCGACCACUGUACAUAGGAUUCAUAAAAUUCCAAAAGUGAGAUUCAAUUAGUAUGGACUAGAUAAACUGAAUUCAUGKUUUUUUUUUCUGUCAAUAAUUUUGAUCCAUCUUCAAAGAUUAUGAGGUAUGCAUAUAUGACUACAUUACAUUACAUUACAGUGUAUAAUUAAUACAAGUACAGCAUGCACAGCUGGACAUUAAACAGCAGGUACAUGACGUGUACUUGUGGGAGGCAGCAAUCAGGCAAUCAUUGUCCACAAUUAUUCUCUUUGUCCAUCUCCGUUUCUUCUUGCAUUGAGUUACAGUAGUUAAAUUCUUGGCUCCAAAAAAAAAAAGAAAAAAAAAAAAAAGCCUGAAGAUUCUCAUAUUUUUCUCAGUCUGUCAUAGGCCUUGUGUUCUCUUUUUCUAUUCGAGAGAGCUCUACCUGUCUUUGUCUAUUAGUUGUUGCAGUCCUUGGAUCAUGGUAUAUGGUAAACAAUGCCUUAUUUCUUUUCAAAGGGGACAGGAUCUUUUUGGUUUUACAGCAGUUUUGAUUUACAUGUACUAUGUUAUGCAGUGACGAAUUCUUUAGUAUUCUUUCUGAGACAACUUUAACGUAUGGCUAUUAGCAUCAUAAAAUCAGCAUGCUGUACUAAAAUUGCAUUUUCGUCAUGUAUUUAGUUUUUAAAUGCUAAAACCAUAUAACCUCAAAGUUUCUGAUGAUGGAUCAAUUUAAAUCUAAAGCCUUGGAUAAUAGACUACUUUUAUCUAGUAUGUAGAUGAAUCUCUUGUUUUUCAUCAUGGAAGUCAUUGGCCAGCCUGUUGAGGGCAGUAAAUUUAAGGAAAACUCCUCACUCCUGUAAAAUGUUUUUCAUAGAAUGUGCGCUGAGUUGUCUCAUCCUAGUGCAUGAUUUUUGUCAAGAAUUUUUGUUAUAUGAGAUGAAAUGUUUGACAGCUGGUGUGAAAUCAAUGCAUGUAUAUUGCAACUAUCUAUUAAUUGAUUAUUGUUGAAGUGAGGCCCACAAAAGCCUAAUAUGGCGUUUGCAAAUUAGACUAAUUUUUGAGAUGGUAAUCUAUUAAUCAAAUCAAUGAAGGAAAUGAGGAUGAAUGUUAGUAACUUAACCAUAACAUAUCGACCACUUCAACAAAAGGGAAAUUAUAAAUGUACAGUAAAUAUACGUAGUUCAAAUGAAUGAGCUUUUAAAUCAUUUCAUUAAAGUCUCUCAUUAUUUUUAUCUACAUAUUGUAUGAUGUCACAUUAAUCUUUGAUGUUCCUUGAAGGUCCAUUUCGUUUUGUUUUGCUGCUAUUCACAUGUCUGAUGACAUUUGGUUCAUAUUUUUGCUAUGAUAUGCCAAGUGUUUUGCAAAAAGUGUUUACUAAUGSAAUAAAUCCAAAUACAACUGGAAACUGUAGCACAAUUUAUUACUGGAAUGCUACCAAAGUUACAUCAUCACUUAUCAAUGGCACGAAAUGCUAUUCUGGUCUUGGUUUAACCCAAACACAGUUCAAUUUGUUGUAUUCAAUCUAUGCAUGGACAAAUGCAGUGGUAGUUAUCAUGGCUGGGUUCCUGAUUGAUAAACUUGGAAAUGGAGUUGGGGCACUUUUAUUUUCUCUUUUGUGUCUAAUUGGAACUUCUACAUUUGCUGCUGGACUAUACUUUCAACAUAGCCAUGGCAAAGCCAUGUUUGCUAUCAUGUUAGUUGGAAGAAUAUUGUUUGGGUCAGGUAAUGGUUCACUGACUAUUGUGCAAAAUAGAAUCUCUGCAAUUUGGUUUAAGCAAAAAGAACUAGCCUUUGCCUUUGGGUGCACACUGGCCUUCUCUCGCCUUGGGAGUGUUCUGAAUUUUUUUCUGACAGAAGGGUUCCAAGAGAAGCAUGGUCUUCAAAUCACUCUUUGGGCAGGUGCUAUCCUGUGUGGAUUUGGUGUUGCUUGUGCUAUAACGGCGUCAAUAAUGGAUAAUCGCGGCUUAAAGAUUCUAGAAAAGAAAGGUGACAUGGAGARUCAAUCCAAAACGAUGGCAAGUAAAAAUGCAUGGUUUUUAACAAACAAGUAAAUUCAAUUCAWUUUUCCAAAUGCAAAUUACUUGCAGCAUAGUUAGUAACUAUGCYUGCAGCAACUCUGUUUCURCUGACUUGAAUUUAAAGUGCACUUCAUUUGCAUUUUAAAUUUUCAAAUGUCUAUAACUCAGAAAAUACAAUUCAAAAUUUAUUUCUUUGUUUACAGACGUGCUUGGCAGCAUGUUACCUUUCGGAUAAAAAGGAUUUUCUAAAAAGUGCCAUGUGCACUUUGUGUCACAGCCAUAACAGUCGCGUAUUGAAAAAAGACCAAACAAACUUUUCCCUCCUCCCCUCCAUUAAUUGCUUCUACAGCUAAUUUAUGUAAAAUAUGYAAGAAUAAAGUAAACCGAAGCUUGUCCGAACUGCCGAAGACAAUCGAGUAUCAGACGAUGUGCGCACUACACCCGCAAUGCAUUAUUUUCUUGACUGUACCGUGG
Molecule: messenger RNA, 3007 nt
Organism: Exaiptasia diaphana
Lineage: Eukaryota; Metazoa; Cnidaria; Anthozoa; Actiniaria; Aiptasiidae
Product: major facilitator superfamily domain-containing protein 1-like
Exons: 10
Coding region: 1781-2566 (261 amino acids)
Biological process (GO): transmembrane transport
Molecular function (GO): transmembrane transporter activity
Source: RefSeq, a predicted model, not a curated record